AGGCCAGCCCAUCAACCCCCAGUCGCGCAUCUACCCCGAGGAGAUGAUCCAGACGGGAAUCUCCGCCAUCGACACCAUGAACAGCAUCGCUCGCGGGCAAAAGAUCCCAAUCUUCUCCGCUGCCGGCUUGCCGCACAACGAGAUUGCGGCUCAGAUCUGCCGUCAGGGUGGGCUGGUGAAGAAGGGAAAGGACGUGAUGGAUUACAGUGAUGACAACUUUGCUAUCGUCUUCGCUGCCAUGGGGGUGAACAUGGAGACUGCGCGCUUCUUCAAGUCGGACUUUGAGGAGAACGGCUCCAUGGACAACGUCUGCCUCUUCCUCAACCUGGCCAACGACCCCACGUGACACACACACCACGUGACACACACACCACGUGACACACACACACCUACACACACACCACGUGACACACACACACAGUGACACACACACACCACGUGACACACACACCACGUGACACACACACACACCUACACACACACCACGUGACACACACACACACAGUGACACACACACAGUGACACACACACAGUGUGACACACACACACAGACACAACGUCUGCCUCUUCCUCAACCUGGCCAACGACCCCACGUACACACACACACACCUACACACACAGUGUUACACACACACACACCUACACACACACACAGUGACACACACACACAGUGUGACACACACACACACACAACGUCUGCCUCUUCCUCAACCUGGCCAACGACCCCACGUACACACACACCACGUGACACACACACACAGUGACACACACAGUGUUACACACACACAGUGACACACACACACACACAGUCACACACACAGUGUGACACACACACACACAGUCACAACAACCGCCAUUCGCCACUAAGUGGCGGUGACGUCACCACGAUGCUUGUGCCAGGCCAAGUGCACCUUGAGGCCACGUGAAGUGUCGAACGCCCGCUGGCAGGAGGUCACGGGGCAGACCCAGGUGCCACGGGUCGACUGACCGAGAUGACCGAGAUGACUGGCUGAUGCACCACCUGUGCCCCCUACUGUGCCAACUUGCUGUGCUUUAGCCACCCGGCGCUCCGCUCGUUGUUGUGAGCGUCGCUCCUCCGCCCUCCGUUGUUGUUGGAGGGCGACUGCCUCCAAUUGCCCAGUAGCGUCCUUCACGAGCCUCCUCCACUGAGGCCGAUCUUGACACCGCUGGUACCAGUCAUCGGCAAGUCCACUCAGCUCCACGUCCUCCUGUACCACAUCACUCCAUCUCUUCUCUAGCCCGUGCCGCGCCCGUCUAGCCCCCUCGAUCCGGCCAAACAAAAGCUGUUUAGGCAUGCGGUGGCUGGGCAUGCGGUGGCUGGGCAUGCGGGCUACAUGACCCAGCCAACGCAGCCUUGCCUGCCGGAGGAGCUCACUGAUGGGACUUUGCCCAGGAUGGAUCGUAGGCAGGCCAGCCUAAAUGUUUCCAACCGGCGAAGAUGCUCCACCAGGGGGGUCCACGUCUCGCAAGCGUAGAGAAGGGAGGGAAUGACCGUGGCCGAGAAGACCUGAAGCUUCGUGCGGAGCGACAGACCAGGUAGCUUCCACACAGCGUUACGCAACCGAUGAAAAGAUAUUGCCGCUCGACUGAUUCGGAGUGAGACCUCUGCUGUUAAACUGGAGCCGGUCAUAAGCACACUGCCCAGGUAUGGGAAACUCUCCACUCUCUCCACAACUGCCCCAUCACCAAUUGGGAGUUGUGGGGGUGGAGUGUCCGAUGGUACAAAAUACCCAGGCAGGUGCUUAGUUUUGGU
Lethenteron reissneri (Far Eastern brook lamprey) is the source of this 1774-nucleotide messenger RNA. RefSeq names its product V-type proton ATPase subunit B-like. Gene Ontology annotation, biological process: vacuolar acidification. Gene Ontology annotation, molecular function: proton-transporting ATPase activity, rotational mechanism; ATP binding. The record is from RefSeq and is a predicted model, not a curated record. NCBI's taxonomy places the organism in Eukaryota, Metazoa, Chordata, Hyperoartia, Petromyzontiformes, Petromyzontidae.